AUGAGUAGUAUAGAAAAUCCCAAUGAAAAUAGCUUUAAGAAUGCUAUGAGUGAUAUUCUUAAUGGUUCCAUAGCCGGUGCAUUUGGGAAAGUGAUUGAAUAUCCUUUUGAUACAGUCAAAGUUAGACUUCAAACUCAAGGCUCGAAGAUGUUUCCAACAACUUGGUCAUGUAUAAAAUACACAUAUAACCACGAAGGUGUUCUGAAAGGCUUCUUUCAAGGAAUUGGAUCUCCAAUAUUUGGAGCUGCGUUAGAAAAUGCCACACUGUUUGUUUCAUAUAACCAAUCAUCUAUGUUUCUGGAAAGACAUACCAAUGUGUCCGCAAUGAAUAAUAUUCUAAUAUCAGGUGCAUUUGCAGGUUCAUGUGCAAGUUUUGUAUUAACCCCAGUGGAAUUAAUCAAAUGUAAACUACAGGUUUCAAACUUAAUGAAGGAUGUACAAGGCCAAGUUAGACAUACUAAGAUAAUCCCAACUUUGACCCAUAUUUUGAGAGAAAGAGGUAUAUUAGGAUUAUGGCAAGGUCAAUCAAGUACAUUUAUUAGGGAAUCACUUGGUGGUGUCGCAUGGUUUGCAACCUAUGAAAUUAUGAAAAAAACGCUGAAAUCUAGACAUGGAGGAGAAGACAGUAAGACUUGGGAACUGCUGGUAAGUGGUGCUAGUGCCGGUCUUGCAUUCAACGGAAGUAUCUUCCCAGCAGAUACAGUGAAAUCAAUGAUGCAAACUGAACGUAUCUCAUUGAUGAAUGCUGUAAAAAAAGUUCUAACUACACAUGGUAUUCCUGGCUUCUAUAGAGGAUUAGGUAUAACACUUAUAAGAGCUAUUCCGGCCAAUGCUACCGUCUUUUAUGUGUAUGAAACGUUAUCAAAGAUGUAG
This is a messenger RNA of Naumovozyma dairenensis CBS 421, 873 nucleotides long. RefSeq lists its product as uncharacterized. Gene Ontology annotation, biological process: mitochondrial L-ornithine transmembrane transport. Lineage: Eukaryota; Fungi; Ascomycota; Saccharomycetes; Saccharomycetales; Saccharomycetaceae. The transcript has a single exon. Gene Ontology annotation, molecular function: L-ornithine transmembrane transporter activity. The record is from RefSeq and is a predicted model, not a curated record. Bases 1 to 873 code for a protein of 290 amino acids.